This is a messenger RNA of Clonostachys solani, 1359 nucleotides long. The record is from the annotation of a GenBank genome assembly. NCBI's taxonomy places the organism in Eukaryota, Fungi, Ascomycota, Sordariomycetes, Hypocreales, Bionectriaceae.
AUGGCGUCGAGCACGCCAGAUUCAUACUUGGAGGAACACAAGAAACGAGAUCGGUCGGGGAAGCCCAGCCCUCUGCGAAUUGUGAAGCGAUUUAGCAGUGAAGACUCGUUCUACAGCCCCAGGAGCCUCAGUCUAAGAUCAAACGCAAGCAUGCAAGAGUGCGAUGGUGACGACGGAUGCUUGACGAUAAUGAAGAGGAAGCGCGAGAGACACCACGGCGGAUUCGCCUUGGAGAAAAACCCCCAUGCUGUUGCCAAUCCGAACAAGAGCGAUCUUCUUUCUGGUAAAUACCACUGGGAAGAUGGGAUGGUUUGCAAAGGAGGGAUGCUUGGUUCCCAGACCUUGAACGUGCGAAAGACACGCCAGCCUCGCCCAUCGAUCCAGAGCCAUCUUGGGCUGAGGAUGCAGUGUGCACGCGUGCCGUCUGCUUCUUCUUGCUCGCCAGAACUGAAAUUCGAGACGUUAGACGCGGUUCAAGCGGAUGACCAGUCUAUUGAAAGCCCUACGUCAGCAUGUUCGCAGGAUAUCCAUCAGAGCUCAAGGCUGCCGUCGCCCACCUCUGUUUAUCCUCUCGACCGCCUUCAAAACAGAUCAUGCACACUUUGCCCACACGUGGUUGUGACAGCAGAAUUCAAUACUCUCCAAGACUGCCAGAGAACGAUAUGGGCAGCCAUAGAGGUUUCGGGAAGACUCUCUACACUCUCCUCCAAAGUGGCAGCCUGCGACCGAACCGGAGUGGUGACGGGGACAUUUAUUGAGCAUGAACUGGACCGUUUCUUUGAGUUUGGUUGUUUAUACGACUUGUCUGUUGAGGUGUUGCCCGCUGCCCAGACGACUGUGAUUCAGGUUUUGCGCGAACAGACUUUCCCAACCACGAUUUAUGCUGGAUCCAGCAUCCUGCUGUUAGCUGAGAUUCGGAUCGACGCGGAUCAGAAGUGCUUGCAGAGACCAGUCCAGGGGCACGUUCGGCAGAAGUCUGAAGAGUUGAUCGAGGACCUCGAAAUCCAGUUGGGGAGCUCACAAUUUAAUUAUAUGCACGUCAAGGUGUCGUAUGCUCACUCGGUCUUCCCAGAGUCUGAUGGAAGCGAAACUGGGAUAUCCAACAUGCACAGUCGAUUGGAGACAGUGGCCACAGCUAGUCUGAAGCCUGGUCAGGAGGCACUGGGGUGGCAGCAAAGCAAGCGAAGCAAUGGGGAAAAUGCUAGCUACAAGGUCAUGCCCAAGAAAGGCCGCCAGAUCCAGUUCACCCUUGUCCUUGGAAAGGAUCAUGCCUUCCAAAGCUGGCUUACCCUCGGCUUAUCAGAAGUUACCAGUGGUUCCAGUAAGGCAAGCGAGCCUGCAAAAGAAAUGGAGCUCUGA